Messenger RNA from Hypanus sabinus (Atlantic stingray), 8660 nucleotides. RefSeq names its product collagen alpha-1(XVIII) chain-like. NCBI's taxonomy places the organism in Eukaryota, Metazoa, Chordata, Chondrichthyes, Myliobatiformes, Dasyatidae. The record is from RefSeq and is a predicted model, not a curated record. The transcript is spliced from 41 exons. The coding region runs from base 259 to 4821 and encodes 1520 amino acids. Gene Ontology annotation, molecular function: protein binding.
CUCCAGACGCUGCCGCACCCCGCUAAUGCAAGGAGAGGCGGGCCUCUCCCAACCAGUGCUUCUGUUUGGGGUCCCUUGACGGAGCCACGGAAGAACGGUCUGGAAGCUGUGACUGGCACCCUGGGAAUUGGUGGAUCGGUGACCAGCCACCGCCGAGCCUCACCGACGGACAGCCCGGUGCAUGAAGCCGCCCACUCGCGAGUGGCAACGCCUCCAACUAAUCAGCUAUCCCAUGAUGCUCUAGAGGGUGGCCGCAACAUGGCGGACAGGCAGGGUGGGGACUCGAGUGACGGCCAAUCUCUCCUCAGCGAUUGGGGCACCGAGGCUCCGUCUAGGCAUGAUGGGAUAGCGGCGGAUAACUUAAACCAAGCUAACAGGCCGGUACUUAAUCACAGUAUAACUAAUGGUGUGCUGGGCCCCUCUGCUGCUGCUGUGGGAGCUACGCUGUAUCUACUAACCCCAACUAAGGCUCCGGUGCUGGUGGCUGCUUUACAACCUCGCUCCGGUCGGACUGUGACUGUCUCGGCACCUCCUGGACCCUCUGACUGCCCUCCGCUGCCCACCGCAUUGAAAUUCUGCCGCAAGCUGGGCCACGGGAGCUCUCGGCAGGCCGGCGCAGCAGAACCUCGGGAGUCCUUGGUGGGCUUGGGCCACCUGUUGUCCUCCCACUGCCACCCAGCCCUGAAGCCUUUCCUCUGCCUACUGCUGGCACCAAGGUGCGACUCCCCUCCCCGCCCACCUUGCCGUGGCUUCUGCGAGUCCGUGCGGGACAGCUGCUGGACUGAGUUAGUGGGCACUGGCCUCCAGCUGCCCUGUCACUCUCUCCCCAGUGAAGAGGAAGGGUAUGGGUGCCUGUCCCUCAAUGAUAGCCGAGAUGAUGACCGCACCGUGUCCCUGCUCCAGUUGAUAGGAGACCCUCCUCCUCAGCAGAUAGCUGUGGUGUAUGAUGCCGACCAGAACCCAUCCUACAGGUUUGGUCCAGGUGUGAACACUGGCCAACAGGCCAAAGCCCACUUCCAAAAUCCCUUCUUCCGUGACUUCUCCCUCUUCUUCUCGAUAAUGCCGACGUCCACGAAGAGUGGUGUCCUCUUUGCCAUCACAAACGCCAAGCAGACCAUCAUCUACAUUGGAGUUAAGCUCUCAGCGGUUGAGAAUGAACGCCAGAGAAUAAUUUUCUAUUACACGGAGCCGGGGUCAGAGCAGUCCUAUGAGGCUGCCUCUUUCUGGGUGCAGCAGCUGACCAACAAGUGGACCAAGUUUUCCAUCAGCGUACAAGAUGACAUCGUCUCCUUCUACAAUGGCUGCGAGCUGCCCGAGAGUCAACGCUUUGAAAGGUCUCCAGAUGAAAUGGAGCUUGAUGACUCCUCCGGCGUUUUUGUCGCCUUGGCUGGUGGUGCAGAUCCGGAUAAGUUCUUGGGUUUGAUUGAAGAUCUGAAGAUAAAGGGAGAUCCUCGAGCAGCACAGUUUUACUGUGAAGAGGAUGACGAUGGGGAGGCUUCUGGAGAAUUUGGGAGUGGAUACAGAAGAGGGAUUCAAACGGUGACCCCGCCUUCAUAUCGACCCCCAGAACACCCACCAGUUCACCCUCCACCCAUCAGCAAAGAGAGCCUUGGGGCACCGCGGCCAGCCCACGAGACCGUCCGGUGGACAGCUGUGGCGGAGAGAGGUGACAGGAGAAUUCUGGAGACGCACAGCACGAAAGGUGACAGAGGCUUGAGUGUUGGAACAGUCAGCACAAUCAAAGGAGAGAAGGGUGAUAAAGGCGAUCCCGGAGAAAAGGGCACAGCUGGAUUUGGAUAUCGAGGGCCCAAGGGGGAGAAAGGAGAGCCGGGGAUUCCUGGACCUCCUGGCCCCCUGGCAACGGUCCGGGAGCGUGGCGAUGGGCUUGUAAUGGACCCAGACUUAGGCCUUCAAGGUCCCCCUGGGCUUCCUGGGAGAGAUGGGGAGCCGGGUGAUCCUGGUGAAGACGGGAAGCCGGGUGAGAUUGGUCCUCAAGGUUUUCCAGGAACCCCCGGUGAUCGAGGACCUAAAGGAGAUAAGGGUGAUCCAGGGAUUGGAGUUGAAGGACCGAGAGGGCCUCCUGGACCGCCUGGGCCCCCGGGACCCUCUGCCAGCACGGACAAACUCACAUUUAUUGACAUGGAAGGAUCGGGAUUUGGAGCUGACCUGGAAGCCUUUCGGGGCCCACCAGGGCCCCGCGGACCGCCUGGUGUUCCUGGGCUCCCGGGUUGGCCCGGUAUCUUUGGUGGGAACAACACCGGGCUACCUGGAGCACCUGGCAUGCCCGGAAUUCCAGGAGCUCAUGGGAAUCCCGGGCCAGCUGGGCCAAUGGGCCCCCCUGGUCUACCAGGAAGAGAUGGCUCGCCAGGUCUACCGGGCGAGAAGGGAAUGUCGGGUGAGCCUGGUGAUUUGGGUCUUCCAGGAGCUCAAGGUGCUCAGGGUUUGCCUGGCAGUGUUGGGCCCCCAGGCCAGCCUGGUUUAGCUGGAUUGCCUGGACCAAUAGGACCUCGAGGACCCCCGGGACCUCCCGGACCGCCCGUUCCCUUCUUCUCCACUGGAUUUGAUGAUGCAGAAGGAUCCGGAUUCCCAGUAAUUCCAGGUGCACCAGGGAAUCGAGGGUUGGAAGGAAUUCAGGGAAUCCCGGGAAUGCCUGGAGCUCCUGGAGAAAAGGGCGAGCGAGGACCCAAAGGAGAACAGGGAAUUCCAGGGGUCCAGGGAUAUCCAGGGGGAACUGGCCUGAAAGGAUUACCAGGUCCUCAGGGUCCAAAGGGUGUUAAAGGAGAAAAAGGCUUGAAGGGCGAGGCUGGCAGAGAUGGCGUAGGAUUACCUGGACCACCUGGUCCUCCCGGCUAUGCGUACGGAGCUGGCAACGUGGUCAAUGAGCCUGGAAGGGAGGGUCCCAUUGGUCCAAAAGGUGACCAUGGCGAAGCAGGUCUUCCGGGUCCUGUUGGGCCAAAGGGUGAGAAAGGAGAGCCUGGCGAGAUCACUGAGCUGCACAGAAGCGCUCUGAAGGGAGAAACUGGUGAUCCUGGACCCAUGGGCCCAGAGGGUGUCCCAGGGUAUCCUGGUCGAAAAGGUGAAAUUGGUUUGCCAGGACGACCGGGUCGUCCCGGGAUAAAUGGACUGAAAGGGGAAAAGGGUGAACAGGGAGACUUCAGCGGUGGUUAUGGAUUUCGGAGUAUUCCAGGCCCUCCAGGACCCCCGGGACCUCCUGGACCACCCGGUCUACCAGCGCCAACCUUCGACAACAACGUGUUUCGUGUAGGAGCUGGCUCCUAUCCAGGACUUCUUGGAUCACCAGGUCCUAAAGGAGAGCGAGGCAGCCCCGGUCAUCCAGGACCACAAGGGGACAAGGGGGAAGCGGGCCAGCCGGGAAAUCCAGGCCCACCUGGAAUCAUUCCAUACGAUGUGUAUGAUGUUCACCCUGGAGGCAGGUUCUUACAGGGGGUGAAGGGAGAACGAGGCAAUACAGGGCAGAAGGGAGAAAAGGGAGCUCCCGGCAAUGACUAUGGUUCAGGGAUACCUGGUCCACCAGGGCGACCAGGGCUUCAGGGGCCAAAAGGAGACAGCAUUGUUGGACCUAGAGGACUACCAGGCAACCCAGGACCCCCAGGUUACAGCUACCCAGGACCUCCAGGACCGCCAGGACCCCCAGGACCACCAGGACGUCCCAGCUCAUCUGUGCUACCUGUGCCUGGUGUAUCAUCGGGGCACCAGACAACAAGCGUUGUUGGCCCACCUGGUCCCCCUGGACCUCCUGGUCCCCCAGGAUCGUCAGCCUCACAUUCUGGGGUUACAGUGCUACAGACCUACCAAACCAUGCUCAGCAUCUCUCGGAGUCUACACGAGGGAACGCUGGCUUACAUCUUGGAACGCGGGGAGCUGUACAUCCGAGUGAGGGAAGGUUGGCGCCAGGUUUACCUUGGCGAGUAUGUGCCUUACCUUGGAGGCGGAAUUGUUGAAAACAAGGUGGAGGCGGUGGGAUCCCCGCCAGUGGUGCAGUAUUCUGGACAGCGGGAACCCUCAGCAAAUUCGGAUAAAGUGGUUUCCAAGGAUCGGGAGGCCCACCACUCCCAGUCAGAACGACUAACGAACAUCCACACUUACGGAGGUGUUCACCAGCGGCCAGAGCUGUCGAAACCCGUCCACCCCCAUCACCAGUACAUCCCGGGGAAGCCAGCGACUGCUGCCCCUCCCCGCACAGUGGAGCCUCCGAGGGUGAACCACCACAGCGUGUCCCUCCAACCUCACGUCACCCCCAUCCACACUGGCCAGCUGCAUGGGGUGCCAAUGCUGCACCUCAUGGCACUCAACACCCCUGUCACAGGCAACAUGCAGGGGAUCCGCGGGGUGGACUUCCAGUGCUUCCAGCAGGCACGAGGGGUGGGACUGAUGGGCACGUUCAGGGCCUUCCUCUCAUCCCGAGUUCAGGACCUGUACAGUGUGGUCCGGCGUGCCGACAGGAACUCGGUGCCAAUCGUGAACGGCAAGGGAGAGGUGCUGUUUGAUAACUGGAUCUCGCUCUUCACUGGAUCUCAAGCUCCCUUCAAAUCUACUGCCACUAUCUAUUCCUUUGACGGACGAGACGUCCUUCGGGACCCGGCCUGGCCUGAGAAGUCGAUCUGGCAUGGCUCAGACACCAAGGGACGGCGCUUGUUGGAAACUUACUGUGAAGCCUGGAGAAAAGAUACGGAUGAUGUGAAGGGUAUGGCUUCGUCCCUGCUCGGCAGCCGGCUCCUGGAACAACGGCCCAGCCAGUGUUUCAAGUCCUUCAUCGUCCUCUGCAUUGAGAACAGCUACCUGCCGCACUCGCGGAAGUAAAACCCCACACUCGCCACCCUUCCCUGAUCAAUGGAGAGAGGUUUCUCCUGGUGCUUAUGGUGAAAACGCAUUUUCUGUACAGAUGUAAUUUUUUUUAAAUAAUUUUUUAAAAAAACGAUGGAAGAUAAAAGCCAAAGAGGUCGGUUUUUAAAACAAAUAAUAAAAAAGCCACUCGUGGUGGUUUCCCAGCAUUCACUGGGCAUGUCCUUGAAGUGCCCCAGAUGAUGCAAGUGUCCAAUGUGUACAUGUAACAGUUAAUAUUUGUAUAUGGAAUGUUUGUGCAAGCCAGUGUAUCCUCUUUAACUUGCUGCUUCUGACAGUUAGUCUUACCAGAUUACUUUUCUAAUUCAUUCCUCCCUUUUGGCAGAAUUAUUCAGUUUCUCUAAUACAAACACGCUAAACUGUAUGUAGAACUACACACACUGAUUUAGAAUGUGUCUUUGAUCACUUGGAAUCUGAAGCCGUUAUGACAGUGUUGCUUUAUGUAUCUCUCACACAUGCACGUGCAAGCACAGGUGCAAACAUAUUCUACAUUAAAGAUAUCUCUUAGUGUUGAUGGGCUGGGCCCUCUUUCCCACCUCCUCUGUGUUGGACUUGCUGGGGUUCCACGUUCUGAUGGAGGAGAGAGGGCCUGAUGAGUGGACUGGUCUCACCUUCCUGGUGCAGAGAUGAGGUUGGCUGUCCUCAGGAGGGAACUAAAUAGAAGACAAGGGGAGAGAGGAGAGGAGCACAAAAUUCACCCAGCCCGUUCAUUCCUAGCUGUCCGUCCAUCAGAACAUCAGGCUGUUUGUUAAAUCAGCACACCGAGCCUUUGCCUUUAAGUAGCACACAGACACUCAUAUUUGCACCAAUGGGACCAGUUUACUCUGGCUGCAGGAUACACACCCUUGGGAGUUGCACCAGGGAGACAGUCCUGCCCAGAAUAUUGUUUAUGGCAAUGACUGCUUUUAGUUACAAGACCCAUCCUCAUGAGUUUGCUAAAACAUAGAAAUUGCAAGGAAAUCGUAAACACAAGAAGUGCUGCAGUCGCUGGAAAUCCGAGUAACACACACAAAGUACUAAAGGAACUCAGCAGGUCAGGCAGCAUCUAUGGAGAGAAAUAAACAGUUGACUUCGGCCUGAGACCCUUUAUCAUGACAUCCUGAUGAAGGGUCUUGGGACCAAAACGUCAACUGUUUAUUCCUCUCCAUAGAUGCUGCCUGACCUGCUGAGUUCCUCCAGUAUUUUGUGUGUGUUAGUCAUAAGCAAAUGCCAGACAUCUAUGGGAGCAAGGCAAUCGAUUCUAAGUCACUCCCACAGGUGUAAAGUCAGUAAAUACAAAACAUUGUCCUUACCCAGGGCUCACUCUGCCGCACAAUUUCUGCAUGCAUUUCUUUAGUAAAUGGGUAGACGACUUUUGAAAAUUCAAAGCACAGAUUCAUGGGGUGGCACAGUAGCGUAGUGGUUAGCACAACACCUUGCAGUCCCAGCAACCCUGGUUCAAUUCCCGUCACUGUCUGUAAGAUGUUUGUAUGUUCUCCCUGUGACCGUGUGGAUCUCCUCCAGGUAAUCUGCUUUUCUCCCACUGUCCAAAGACAUACCAGUUGUAAAUUGUCAUUGUAAAUUGUCCCAUAACUAGGCUAGGGUUAAAUCAGGGGUUGCUGGGUAGCAUGGCUCUGCACUGUAUCUCAAUAAAUAAGCGAAUUCCAAGAUAAUUCUCUGCAGAUUUUUGAUGAAAGUAAAGACAUUAAUGCACUGCAGAACAACCAAGAUACCAUCAGCACUCAUAAUAGCUCUGAGGGCAUUAAUGAACAGGCCCUUUAUAGUGUCAACUGAAAACAAUGCUCUCAGCCUUGUUAAACCACCAUUGAAGCUCCUACCAACAGAGCUAGUUAGUGACUGGAAUUAACUAAAUCCAAGAUAUGAUGCAGUGGAUGUAACAGCUCGAUUGAUGUGGAAGCCUGGUUCAGUAACGUGGAGGACAGGUCCCAAUCUGUGAUUUUAAAUUCAGUUGCAAAGAUCUGGGAUCUGACAACAUGAAGCUGGUCUCCAUGGUGACCAGGAGCAUAUUGGUUGAGGCCAACAGGUCCAACAAUGUCCUGCUUCCUGAACAGGCCUGGCUAACGUGACACCAGCAAGAAAAUGCCCACCCUUGCCAGACACUGCAAUAAGGGAUGUCCACACCCAGAGAGUGAGCAAUAAAUGGGAAAUGGACAUCCUUCUCUCACGCCAGUUAUUUUGCCAUCGUCUGCCUCCUUUUGAAUGACGUGCAGCAUUUGGUCUUUGUUCAUGGAACAUUUUCUGUCUUCAUGUUCUCAAGCCCGUUUCACUGCUCACCCAAUAAUUGUGCUUGCUCUCUCUCUACAUCUAGUAUCUCAAGCAUUCACCCCUCCUCUGCCCCCCUCCCAAAAAAAACUUGCACUACCUAACACUAAUUUAAUGCCAGAAUAUGUGUCAACUCUCUGACACAGAAGAGGACUUUGCAGGGAACAUUUUUGCUUCUAUUAACCCCAGUGGAGAGGAGGCAGCUGAAGGUUGAAGUCACAUCCCACUGAGCACAGUGUAUGGGUCAAUAUUCUCCCAACUCCACUACUACAUAAAAAUUGUUGGAAGAUUUAAAAAAAGACAGACUGCUGAAGGAUGAUCUCAGUGGGUUCCUCUAGCAGUCUGCUUGAAGUCCCAGAUUUCAGCACCUACAGUCUCUUGCGUCUCCCUGUUGGAAGGCACGGUGAAUGAAGCUUGCAUUAAUGAAAACAGUCCAUCCACUUCUUUUCAAAUGUGCAAAUACUUUCCCCACCGAUACCAAAUCAUUGCUCAGUUUCUCCAGUUCUGGCCCAAGCACUCCACCAUGACUCUGUGCGUGUAGCAUUUGAUUGGCUGUCAAGAAGAGGUCCAUGCUGGCAGAUCCCUGAUUGAUUAUUUUAACACAACGCAAGCUUGCCAAUUUAGUUCAAGGUUUACUUACGGGAAGAUCACAUGAUCUGUUAUUUCUCCCUUGGACCCUCGUAUCGUAUUGACUAUUCAGCCAUCCACACCUAUGAAACCUGUUACAUCAAUCAGAAAGCAAAAAGAUUAUGUAUUAUGGAUAUCACUUCAAUGUUUAUCCUACCACUUCUGGUGUUUUUAUAACUAAUAAAAUGUUUUUCUUUACAAAAUAUAUACUAUUGUUCUUUAACUUCCCUCCUAAGUCAAGAAUCUGAGUUUCAUCUUUAAUUCCUGAAGACCUUGGACAAUCCUGGAAGGUUGUUGAUGUCUCUUAUUCAUUCAGAGCUUGAGUCAGCCUUGCAGGAAAAGUUGGGGAGGAUGUGUUUGCUCAUCUCCAUUUCAGCGAGGCAUGCUUUAGUUCUUUUCCAAUGUCUACAAACCAUUGAUGGUUAAGUUGAAUAUUUACUUAUACGUGUGUAUGUAGCAGCAUUACAUGUUGGCAGCAGAGAAUUGAAAACCUGAUUACUUUGGAAAGCCUGGUGAUAUAUAAGCUCAUUUGAUGUUCAUUUUGUGCAAUUUGAGCACUUUUCUUAGACUGCUUCAGUUUCCUUCUCUCUCCAAGGGCCACUUGUUCCAGAUCACUACGGGAGCCUUUGACUGUUGAUGUAAGUGACAAAGAGGGAUGCUUAGCCUGCUGAACACUUCCCUAAAGACACAAUUAAUUUACCAGUGGUCUCUCCCAGAGUGCUGCCACUCAAUGUAAGCUUAUAACUCCUGGAGUCCACACUACAAUUUGUGUCAACACGUGAAAGCACUGUAAUUAAAACCAGUAAAUGUUUGCAGCACAUUGUGUAGCUUUCUGUAACCUUGAAGCUCUCUAAACACUUUUCCCCAGAGUACUGAAUAAAGAUUAUAAAGUUCUCUUUUAAAUCUUA